Cydia pomonella (codling moth) is the source of this 6938-nucleotide messenger RNA. RefSeq lists its product as uncharacterized. Bases 1501 to 6297 code for a protein of 1598 amino acids. The transcript has 14 exons. Gene Ontology annotation, cellular component: endoplasmic reticulum. The record is from RefSeq and is a predicted model, not a curated record. NCBI's taxonomy places the organism in Eukaryota, Metazoa, Arthropoda, Insecta, Lepidoptera, Tortricidae.
UAACCGAAUAUAGAACCUUCUCCUUUUAUGAAAUUGAAGUCGGGUAAAAAAGAAGAACCGCCUAACCAAAAGAAAAUACAGAAUUUAUCGCCCAUAUAAUUAUCCUCUUAUUCAUGAAACUUAGUAAACCUCUGAUACAUUUUAAUAAACUAGUAGUUCGCAUGCAUCCGGAGAGGUGGGCUAGCAUAGCCACCAAGUGGAUGCCGGUAGAGGGACGUGGACGGGGCAGGCCCAGGCGGAGAUGGCGGGAUGACCUGGGCAGCUUCCUGAACAACUAGCUGGAGGAAACACCACAUCGGGAAUCAUGGAAAUCAAGGGGAGAGGCCUUUGCCCAGCAGUGGGACACUAAAACAGGCUAUUACAAAAUAAAAAAAGUAGUUCGUUAGUGUAAACUAUUGAGUAUUAAGUAUAUUAUUUGUUAAUGACGCUGUUGUCUCUUUAUUUAAUAAGUAGUUUGUUAUGUAUGUAUGGCAUGGUGUUCUAUGUAUGCUUAAUGUCGGGGAUAGUGCAAUACCGCGUAACUAACAAAUGCAGUAAGGUCCAAUUACCUUGUACAUUGUUUGAAUUUCGAACUCUUACGAUUUUGCUAGUUGCGCGGUAUUGCACUACCCCGACGUUAUGGGUAGACCUAUUUACGAGUAAGUAUGUUUAUUUAUAUUAAUGUCUUGUAUUGUUUCGUUAUAUUCAAUUCGACUUUUCAUUAUUUUUUUGUUUUUUCCUUGCGCCACGUACCGUACAUUCUAUUUUUAUUGUCUGCGACACCCAAAGGUUGUCUGGAAGAAAUCGCUCUUAAGCGAUAAGACCGCCUGUUGUUACCUCUAUCACAUUGUUUUUGUUUGUUUCUGUACAUUUAUUUAAACCAAAGAGUAAAGUAAGUAUAUUUGUAAUCUAUGUAAGGUGUACAAUUAAGAUAAUUGUAUUGUAUCGAUAUCCGCGUUCCCGGGCACGCACGCCCAUCUCGCUCACACUUACGCUCAGUGAGAGUGAGAGGAGAACCCGAACUUACAGGACACUUAUAAUUUUCCAGGAUAUCUACAGGAUCCCAUCAUCAGAUUUUGUGAUGUAAUGACAAUGGGACCAACUGUAAAGUCCUGGAACAAAACGGCUUUUUUUUUAGUAAUAUCUAUGAAAAAUAACUAAUAAUUCACAGUCCGCUGGCCUUUAACUCAUUGGGCAUGCAUUGGGCUGAAUAAAUUAGUCGUUAUCAACGGUAUCGGGACUCCCGGCUACAACGAGUGGGUGCUAUCGCGCCUCCCGCGCCGCAGCGCCAACAAUCGAUCUUACUCACUCAUCCAACCAAGUGCUCAUUUGAUUUAAAUAUUAAUCAAACCAAGAUUAAAAUGUAAACAACCUUAAAAGUUUUCUAAUUUCAUAGAGAAAUUUCCCAAUCUUCUAUUGUCCAUGGAUCACGCUAUGACGGUUACGUUUAAAUCUUGACAAAACAACAAAGUGUUUCACUUGGAAUAAAUAAAUACAUAAGUGCGUAAUAAAUUCUACAAAAUGAGAACUAUUAGUGUACAGCAACCUAUAAAUUUAAAAGUGGUGAAAAUCGAAUUGGACUUCACACCCUUUGAUACGGAGCCACAAAAAAAGGAGAAACCGAAGAAAAUAAUUGUACCCAAGAUCAAUUACGGCAGAAGACCUUCUGUGGUGCCACCUCCUCCUAUCACAAAUUAUGUGCAACAGAAGCGGGACGUAAGAGAGUUGGUUCAAGAUCUGUUGGAUGACUUGUAUGCGGACCAGCGGGACUGGGGUACCAGCAGUGCCUUCGACUACUGCCAUGCAUCAACUUCAGCCGCAUCUCUAGCGUCCUCGCAGUCGAUUUGCAACGACCACGACGACUCAUUCGAGCGAAGUUACUUGGAAGGAUUAGAUGGGGAAGAUCUCCAAAAGCAGGCCAUCGAAUGGGAGGUCAGGCUGCGAGUGGCUGGUGAACGACUGGCGCGGUGUGUGCGAGUGCGAGACCGGCUUCGACGACAACAGAAGAGGUUGUGCGCUGCCUUCACCGUGCUGCUGCGACAUAUCACGGGCGAUACUGGCGCCCGAUUCGGCUUAACGCCAUCCGGCAACGAAGGCCCGGGCGAGGGCGGCUACGCGGAAUGGCUGCACGCUAUGCGGCUCGUCGCGCGGCUGCCCGCCGGCGUGCCGACGCAUUUCCGCAAGAAGCUAUGGAUAACCCUGGCAGACCGGCACCUGACCGCGCGGGGCAUAGACUGGCCAGUAGCGGAGCGCGCGUGCUUUCGCGGCACAGCGCAGCCCGAUGACACGGAGCUCGGGGCGCAGAUCAUCAAGGAUUUGCACCGGACGGGUUGCUCGCUUUUCUGCGGAACGGAAGGACGGGAGAAUCAAGCUAUGCUACGCCGAGUUUUGUUGGCCUACGCAAGAUGGAACAAAGACGUCGGCUACUGCCAAGGUUUCAAUAUGUUAGCAGCUAUCAUUCUAGAAGUUAUGGACAAAUCGGAGUCCGAAUCGUUAAAGGUCAUGAUAUACUUGGUGGAAGCAGUUCUUCCCGAGGGUUAUUUCGCAGACGACUUACGAGGCCUAUCGGCUGACAUGGCAGCCUUCCGAGAUUUGCUGAGAUUGCGCUUGCCUCGGCUCGCUAACCACAUGGACCACUUGCAAAGAAUAUCUGACGGUGGAGGCGUAGAACCCCCAUUGCCUGAUGUAUUUACAAUGCAAUGGUUUCUUACCCUGUAUGCCACGUGGCUACCUCGAGAAUCCCUUUUAAGAAUAUGGGACCUCAUUUUACUGGAUGGUAAUGAAAUCUUACUGCUCACUGCCCUGGCUAUUUGGGAUAUGCUUCAAGACCGCAUCCUGUCAGCCCGUUCCGCGGACGAGUUCUACAGCUGCAUGGGCGGCGGCGCCGGUGCCGUGUGGGAGGCCGGCGAGGCUCUGGUGGCCAGGGUGGUGGCUUUCGGCUCCGUCCCCGAGCUCCCGAGGCUGCGCAGUCUCCAUAGAUACAGAGUUACACCGCCCGCCCCGCCAGCUGUUCCGGUGUGUCAACCGCCUCUACAUUCUGCGAUGCAGUCGAUGACGAAGAGAGGGUUGCGCCUGUUUUAUUCAGAAGAUGAGGGUGACUCAAGCGAUGACGGGAAUAGAAUGGCGUUAGCAACGGUUAUUCCAAAACGAGACGACCGUUUGGGUGCUGGCGAUAGACUGUCUUUGGAUAUCGGUGCUCUUAAAAGGCAAUACGCGAGGUUGAGGGAGCGGCAGCGACAAGCUCAUGUCAUUCUAGCAGCGGCUUGCGCCAGACAUGCGGCAGUUGGAGUACCGACUUCCCCAACGUCGCUUACAGUCAAUAAUCUUCUAUUGGGAAAAAGUGCAAUUGUAAGCUCACGGGGCAGAAGACUCGGCCCGCCGCCCGGCGCCGUGCCCCCCUCGCGACAAGCGCUCGCCUCGAGGGAAAAGACUUCCCCGCGAGCCCACUCUAACGACACCAUUAGUUGGAACGAAGAAAAAAGUCGUAAAUCGCUUAACCGGCGCAAUUCUCUCAAAUGGAAAGAUAUUAAGAAAGAUAAAACUGUAGAAAAAGGUAGAAAGGCAUCUAUCGAUUUCGAUGAGGCUGGUGAUGGAAUCAUAGUUUCGGAACGCGAAGCAGAUGAAAUGGUUGCUUCAUUGAGAUCGCGCAGCUCUAGUGAAAGUUCAUCAUAUUCUUCACAUUCAGCAUCCAGUACUGACACUAGCCUGUGUGAUGAAAACGAACGCGGUAGUGAUUCGGAACCGGAAAUACAAGACGACAAUAAAGUCAAAGUCAAAUCCACUUCAAAAGAACCAAAACAUUCAUCAUCAUUACUUUCAAAGGAUACGGUUUUAUCUCACUCGCCUACUUUAAAAGAACCAAAGCUAUCUCCUAGUUGUUUUGAGAAAGAUAUAAAGUAUAUUCGAUCUUCUAGUCAUAAGGAAUCGCAAAUUUCUCCAUGUACUCUUAAAAAAGACACAUCGUUUCGUCUCUCACCUAUAAUAACGGAUUCAAAACCUUCGCCAUGUAAAUUUACUAAAGACACAGAAUACCUUCACUCACCCAUUUCCAAAGAAUCUAGAAUUUCCCCCGUUAGUACUGCAAAAGACAAAAAAAAUACCCUCUCAUCCAUAAUAAAAGAAUAUAAAACUACUCCAUCAAUAGAACAAAAUCAAAUAAUGACAUCAGAAAUGACUGUAAAUGAUUACCUACACUCUGCAGCAGGUGAACCAUUAAGAAAUUACAUCGAUGGUUUCGACAGCAAGCGAAGUGACAAUUUGUUAGGUUGUACUGAAAUGGAAAAUUACAAAAGAUUAAGUCCGUAUAAAAGUAAAUCUCCAUAUUCAGACCACGGUUCUGAGAAAGGGGAAGUCCUAAUGAGACUGAAGUCUGAAGAAUACACCAGAAGCACUGAAUCAAUUCGAUCAUCAAAGCCUCUGCCAAAGAAUCUGACGGACCUCAGUCCUAUCGAUUUGUCUCCAUGUAAUUUUGAAACAGGCUUUAAAUCUCCUUAUACUUACGAUUAUGAAAGUAAUUUUAAGAGACCUUCUACUUCUAAAUGUGCCAGGCCACCAGAUAUUAUUGAUAGUCUGACAAUGUAUCCAAAUUUUGUGCCUGAUAUAGAUUUAUCUGACAAAAACGUUUCUGACAUCGAUAGCCCGCCAAGAAGUCCCGGUGCUGAGAGUAUCGUAGUGAGCGAAGAUGAGCCUCCCAUACCACUGAGAAUUGAUAAAUACUUUGAGCAUAGUCCUGAAUUUUUUGGAGCCCGUGUUACAGAUCCUAAUAAUUCUGAAAUACCUAAUCGGAGGGCUGCUAAGAGGUUAUCACGGGUACCAAAGAAACCCGACUCCUUGACACUACAGAGUAACCAUAAUGAUAAAAUUCUACAGAGUGAAGUAGAACGAGCGUCAUCACUGCCGCAAAGUCAUAGUUUUUCAAAGAAAACCAGUAUCAGCCCAGAUAUUCAUAAUCAGUACAAAAUGAACACUAGUGAAAUUUCAUAUGAAGAACAUAGUAAAAUACAAAAUAUAAAACAAGACAGCUUAGAAAAAACUUCUGAAGUUAAAACAUUCUCCCCGAAAGACUAUGUUCUCAGAUCUGGUCGCAAAAACAGCGAAAGAGCUCUGCAAAUCAUUCAAGAAAAUUCGAAAAUACUAAGCAGAAUUCUAACAAAACAAAAUAUGUCUGAUAUUACAACCAAAACACAUGAAACAAAAAGUUCGGAAAACCUGGUCGAUGUUAUCAAACCCGCUGGCUCUGACAUUAGUACCGUAGAACCCAAUUUUAAUGAUUGCUCCUUUCUAAAGGAGUCCACGUCGGAUUCUUUGAUUGUUCAUCGAAAAAAAAACGCUGACAGUGGAGCGAACGAAAAAAAUGAUUUUGUCAGGAUUAGACCAAUUUCCAUAGAUGAUCCAUUUUCAUUAGAAAUACGUGAAGGUAUUGCACGUAAUCCAGAAUUUAGCACAAUGAAAUGUAUUAAAUCGCCUAGCAGUGAAUGUUUAGGCAAUAAAACUGAUAAUUACGGUUGGGAGAACAAAGGCUUCCUGGCGAAAUGCGAUUUUAAAAAUCUUUUAAAUAAACCAGAAAAAUAUGAAUUCGAUUACGCAAAUACUAUGAAGACUCCAGAACCAACAGCACGCCCUGACGUAUCAAGCAACGAACCUAUACGUUCCUCGAUUUCCGAAUGGGCUCAAAAUUCCGGCCCUGGAGAGUCAAAAGCCUCUGUAACUUUACCGUCAUCUUCAGAAGUAAAAGAUACAUCAACGUACGAACGUCGAUUUAUGUCUGAUGACUAUAACUAUCCGCUUUCUACCAAAUACAACGACUUUGUUUUAUCUAAAGCCAGUGAUAUUUGUAGCAAGACGGUAGGCCAAGGUCCGAAAAUUUGCGAUAGUUUAAUAAAGACUGACAACAGCCAAGUAAGUGAAUUCGCUAACGUAGUAACUUCCUCUAUUAGCUUCACCUAUGAACCUUCAGCUGAUGACGAUUCACCUUGUGGUGCAAAAAGUAAUUCGAGUGAUACAUUGUGUCAAAUUACUUCACUGGACCAAGUAUCUACUCCUAUUUCACCAAAAAUCUUUCCAAAUAGGGAAACUCCUACAAAUCCCAAAGAAUACUUUGAGAAGAGUGAUAAAUUCAAAUUGGAAUCGGAUGACACUUGCAGUGCAAUAACGUCUCUGAUCGAGACUGACACUUUGUCUUCGUUGUCCUACCCAAGGAGCCCCUCUACUGGAUCAUAUCACCCGUUCCCCACUCGUCCAGCAAUGCGGAUGCCCAAAGAGCUCGGAGUUCGACUGGGCAUGUAUCCUAAGGAUACUGUUAAUUCACCCCCAAAAUAAUUAUAGACAAAAUAGUUAAAUGAUUAAUAGUUACUAUUAUUAAAGAAAAAUGUAUUAUGUCGUUCCAUUGCAUUUUAUUGUACUGAUAUUUGCGAAUAAUUUUGUGUUUUGAAUGGUUUUCUGUUUUAGAUUAUGUACAAUUUAUAAAAUAUGUUUGUCAUGCAUUGAUUAGGUAAAAUUAAAUUUUAAGCUAUUGUAGACUUAAUGUUUGAUUUGAUAAUUAAUAGAGAAUACAUAGUUUUACGAAUAAUUCAUUAAAAUUGGAUUAAAAUAAUCCCGACGUUUUCGGAUGACAUCGCGUGAUGUUUUGGAUCGAGCUCCUCAGACUUAUGCACGUAGUUAGUUAGUACCUAGCUCCUCUGAACUUUUAAGGUCAGGAACUGAUUAUUUGCCGUUAUAAAUAAGAGCACAUAACUGCACGCGCAUUACAAUUGAUAAUAUAAGAAUGGCUUUGCUUGUAUUUACGUAUAAGCGUCAGGAAUCUGUUGUAUAUCAACAUAGGUUGUAGCAGUAAGCCGUUCACCUAUUUGAGCUAGAAACAAAACAAACUCGUUGCCUUGACUCUAUUUUAACGUAACGUAUAGUAAAAUAAUAAUCCUUUGCAAUAUGAAAUAUUUGUAUGAUAAUAAGAUAGAUAGAUU